Molecule: messenger RNA, 1157 nt
Organism: Linum trigynum
Lineage: Eukaryota; Viridiplantae; Streptophyta; Magnoliopsida; Malpighiales; Linaceae
Source: the annotation of a GenBank genome assembly
GGCCCAAGCCCACUUAAGGAGGCCCAAGCUCUAUAUAAGGAGGCCAAAGCCUCCAAGCCAGGGGAUUCUCUCUUCUGGCCACACACUCUUACCCUAAGGUCUCUCUCUAAACUCUCUCUCUCUAUAUACCAUAAACCACUUCCUAUAUCGUACUAACUUGGGCGUCGGAGCGUAGAUCCUGGGGGCCGCCCCCCGCCUCACAGGUUCUUCCACUCUCGAGGAGAUCAGACGAGGGAGUCCAGAUCGGAUCCCCAUAACCGCCUAGUACAUCCUAGGCUCAAACAUUAUCGACACAAAUUAUUUUUAUCACGAUGCACAGAAUUGAAGAUUGAAGAAUGAAGAAGAAGUCGAGCAGAGGUGGUUGUGUGAGCUUGUGUAAACGGAGUUGUUUUCCUCAGAAGCACUGGAGGAGCUGAGCCAAGGCGACGUCGUUGCAUUAAGAAACUACCAUUUCCAUUAUUACUGUAGAUAGCCAGCUAUCUUCUUAUUAUUGGUUGUAGUUUUGAUUUGUUACCAUUAAACAGAGAUUAGGAACUGUACAACCUGUUUGAUUGGAGUAUAUAUACAAUCCCUUUGAGGCACCAAAACCCUCGUGUUUUUCAUCCAAUUCGUAUUAUCAUAGCCUGGUUAAGGUCUCUAGGGUUUCUGUACCAAUACCAUACCCGGAGUCUUGAUUUUAGGUAGUCUUUAAUCACAAUGGCUACUAUUCCUUCUUCCAAUUCUUCUUCUACUACUAGUACUUCUGGUGCUCUUUCUGCUAUGAGCACCGUUACCAAUCCCUACUAUAUCAACCCAAAUGAGUCAUUGGUGUUUCCAAUCAAGCUCACAGGGACGACAAACUACAAUCUAUGGAGCAUAAUAGUUCGUGUUGCUCUUAAAAGCAAAAACAAGCUGGGUUUUAUCAAUGGGUCGAUUUCAGCUCCAAAUCCAUCUGCUGAAGGCUAUGAAGUUUGGGAACAAAGCAAUACGGCGGUUUACUUCAUGAUUCUGGGUCCCCUGGAUCCAAGCUUGGUUGAUAGUGUUUCUUCACGGGAUAAUCCGAGGCUGCUUUGGGAAGAUCUCAGGCAGCAUUUUGGACAGACAGACAACGUCUGAAUCACUGAUUUGCAGACAACCCUUUAUACCCUGAAACAAGGUAACAAAUCUGUCAAUCAAUA